Molecule: messenger RNA, 356 nt
Organism: Cyphomyrmex costatus
Lineage: Eukaryota; Metazoa; Arthropoda; Insecta; Hymenoptera; Formicidae
Gene: cype
Product: cytochrome c oxidase subunit cyclope
Exons: 3
Coding region: 94-330 (78 amino acids)
Source: RefSeq, a predicted model, not a curated record
AGUCACGCGAAAAAGGCCGCCAUUGCCUCUCUCAGGUUUCUCUCUGAUUACGUCUAGCUUGGCAGCAACAGACACGAACAAGAAUUAUUCAAGAUGUCUACUCCAAUAGCGAAACCACAACUUCGUGGUCUUCUCAUGGUACAAAUUAAAAAGAGUCUUAUAGGAAUGAUGGUAGUUAGCAUCAGUGCAGGGCUGGCAUAUAAGAUUCUUGUUGCCGAUAAGAGAAAACAGAGAUAUAUUGAAUUUUACAAAACCUACGAUGCAGAGAAACAGCUAAAGAUAAUGAAUGAGGCUGGUCUCAUGCAGUCUUACAUCCCCCAAAAGAAGUAAAUUUAUGUGAUAGGAAAAUAGCUUUU